AUGGCUGCCGCUAAUUCUUUGCUCUCUGAGAAUCAAAAAAGAUUGGAUUAUCUCGAGAGAAAAUGCCAACAAGUAGAGUUCCCUUCUGCUGGAAAAGCCAAACUUGAACACUAUUAUAUUUUCAAGGACGCUACCCUUGUGUUCAAUUUGUGCCGAGAUUGUCGAAACAAGUCUGCUGCUCAAGAGAUACGAAAUUCUACUGAAACACAUCAAGAACUUGAUGUUAUUAUGAGUGAUGCCAAGCAGGUCGCAACUCAGCAACUACUUCAGCAAGCCAGAAGGGCAAAUCGUCAACUCCCGACACGAGAAUGCUUCUUUUGCACCUUAACCGAACACAAGGAAGAGAACUGCAACAUUGCAAAAAAUCCGGAAGAUCCAGGAAUCUAA
This is a messenger RNA of Caenorhabditis remanei, 387 nucleotides long. RefSeq lists its product as uncharacterized. The record is from RefSeq and is a predicted model, not a curated record. The coding region runs from base 1 to 387 and encodes 128 amino acids. Lineage: Eukaryota; Metazoa; Nematoda; Chromadorea; Rhabditida; Rhabditidae. The transcript is spliced from 2 exons.